Punica granatum (pomegranate) is the source of this 2577-nucleotide messenger RNA. Lineage: Eukaryota; Viridiplantae; Streptophyta; Magnoliopsida; Myrtales; Lythraceae. The record is from RefSeq and is a predicted model, not a curated record.
UAUACCCAUGUUGUCAUAUGGAUGUCGACCCUUGUGAUGAUUUUAUAUAGGUUUUAUCAUUACACAAUAUUUAUAUGCAAAGCUCUAGCCAAAGAAAGAAAAGGAAAAGGAAAAGGAAGCGAAGGACUUCCCUUAGUCUUAUACGUGACAGUGUGUUCUGCAAAGGAGUUAACAGUUAGGAGUAGCUAGUUUCUUUUCCUUUUGGGCAAAAGACUUCUCAAUGUUUACCUUACUAAAUAUUGCUAAGAUAUCAGGGCUUUGGUAUAGGACAACUGGAUUAAGCAUCAGUGCAUCAUAAUUUUGCGAUUGAGCUAUUUAGAACUGUAUCCAUUAUUAUAUCACAUGUCAUGGUUGGUGAUAAGGUUCUAAAUAUGAGAGACAUCCAUAACACAUUGCUUUUGAAGAAAUAGCUCCUUAAUUUUUGCUUCUUGACCUUUGUCAUAGUUAUUGCUACCAGUAAAGUUUCACUAAACACCAACAUCUUCAUCUAAUCAUAAAGAUAUUUCAGAAUGUCACAUGGCUAGAUGCUCUUUGGAAUCAUAAACUGAUGUUUUUACUUUAAAUUCAUGUAUUCUUUAUUAAUGGUCUGUAUGAUCAUGUUGUUCUCCAUUCUAUAGCAACUGUACUUACAAUCUCUGGAAUAUAAGAUACCCUACUUAUAUAUUUUUUUUUAUCCAAUAAUGAAUUUGCAAGUGGAAAUAAAUCAUAUUGUUGGGGGAGAGGACUAGCUUCAAUACUAAUUGUCAUCUCAAAGUCCAGCCCAGACGGCACUAACAUAUAUGGAGGGGCAUUCACAGAUAAAUAAUAAACUGUGUGACAGGUUUUCUGUUAGUCAUUACCCUAUGCUCUUCUGGGGCCACCCCUCCAAGUUUGUAGGAGCUGGUUGGGAACCCAAGCAGGAGAAAAGUGAAAUACACGUGAUUGAUGAUGGAAGGACAGCUGAACGCCUACUUAACUGGAUCAACAAGCAGAUAGGAAGUUCAUAUGGUUUGGAUGAUGAGAAAUUUGAGAAUGAGCAUCUUGCUACUAACAUAUCAGAGCCUGAGCAGAUUGCAAGGGCUGUAUAUGAUGUUGAGGAGGCCACGACCACUGCCUUUGACAUCAUCAUUGAACACAAGAUGAUCAAAUCAGAAACACGGGCAUCACUUAUAAAAUUUCUCCAACUUUUGGUGGCUCAUCACCCUUCAAGGAGGUGCCGGAAGGGAAGCGCAGAAGUACUAGUGAACUUUGAUGAUAUUUAUCCUUCAGAAAUAUUAUCUAUUGAUAAACCUGAAACGGCCGAAAAUAAUCAGAAGGGCUCUUUUGGCAAUAUUCAGAUAUGUGGAAAGGAAGUUCCUCGUGGAUAUUGGAUGUUUUGUCGUGGUAGCAAGAAUGAUACUCGUGGUUUCAGCUGUGGGUUGUGGGUUCUCCUUCAUUCACUCUCUGUCAGGGUGGAUGAUGGAGAGAGUCAGUUUGCAUUCACUGCUAUAUGUGAUUUCAUCCACAACUUCUUCAUCUGCGAAGAAUGCCGUCAACAUUUUUAUGACAUGUGCUCAAGUGUAUCAAGCCCAUUCAAGACAAGUCGGGACUUUGUUCUCUGGUUAUGGACUGCACACAACAAAGUGAAUUCUCGAUUAAUGAAGGAAGAAGCAUCCCUAGGAACAGGGGACCCCAAAUUCCCAAAGAUCGUUUGGCCUCCAAAGCAACUUUGCGCCCCAUGCUACGGGUCCAACGUAGGGAGGCAAGAUGAUCCCAGUCGGAUCGACUGGGACCAGGACGAGGUCUUCAAGUUCCUGACACGAUAUUAUGGGAUGACACUCGUCUCUCUUUACAAGAGCAAGGAUGCCCCUCUGGGUGAGACCACUGGCAGGAGCCUCGAGGAUUCAUCGUCCCCGACAAGUGCAGUCGUUGUCCCUGUGGGAGCAGCUCUGGCGAUUGCACUUGCCAGCUGUGCAUUCGGAGCACUCGCCUGCUACUGGCGAUCACAGCAGAAGAAUAGGAAGUAUUACCACCAAUUACACUCUUUAAAAAAUAUAUGAUUCCUUUCUUUUACUGGAUGGGGCUGAGGGUUUUAGAUAGAGAGAAGGGAUAGAACAAAGAAAUCCAUUGUUAGCUAUGAUAUUGAAGGGCUACAAUGUUUCGUCGAAGAGGAAAGAGUGGGGGGAUUUUGCUCUGUUUGGGGUAAGAUAUCUUAUUUUAUUUUCUACUUCGACUACAUUUCAGGCCGAGGAGGAGCUGGAACUAACAUAAGUUUUGAGAGGGAGAAUCGUUUACAGACAUUUGAGGUCCACAGACAGAGGUCAGAAAAAGAAAAAGAGGGGGCCACUUGAGAGUGGAAAUCUUCAGCAUUGGGCUGGGACUGAUCUAAUCUGUUGAGACCCAAUACCUGACUCUGAUCAAAUUUGUUGCGAAUUAGGAUUUGUUUUUCUUUUCUUUUAUACUUAAUGAUUUUUUUUAUUUUAUUUUUUUCCAUUUGGAGUUUCUUGAGCUUCCCAUAGUUGAUGAUUGGUCACAUCAGGUGGUGUACAAUUAUGGUUUUGGGGCCGUUCUGUCUUGGGCACAUAUGCAAUACCAAUACGAGCUUUGAGGUUCACGAGA